AUGCCGCUGCGCGCUUUGGGCGUCUUCCUGGCUCCGGCCGCCGCGGCGGCGGCGGCCGUGCUCGACUGCGGGGAUUUGCCGCGCUAUGCUCUUGCCAGAAGUAGAGACUUUUUCUCACUGCGGAUGUACAGCCUAUGGUACAUCAUCGACAACGGCGCAGAUGCUGUGUCGGUGGAUGCGGCCUGGGACAUUGCGCGACUGCAGCGGUACGUCGAGAAGCAGGGCCUCAAGCUCGUCGCUGGGCUGUACACCCACGGCCACUUCGACCACAUCGGGGGGUCCGUGCCCGGCUCACCGGCCUCGCCUCUACCGGGCGCCACGGAGCUUCACCGGGCCAAGGUGCCACUAUUCCUGGGUGCUGGCGACAUCGAUGCCGCAACGCUGCAGACGAAGCUCGGGGCUGACACGUGGAGGCCCUUGAAGGAAGGAGACACACUCUCCGUGCUUGGAGAUGAGCUGCCAAUCCUCGUGAUCGACUCGCCCGGGCACACCAUAGGUGGCGUCACAUUCUGGCUCCGUGGUACCGGCCCGGGCGUGCGGGCUGAGUGUGCCGAAGGAAUGCUCCUCACGGGCGACACGCUGUUCUUGAAGAAUGUGGGCCGCACGGACCUUCCAGGUGGCGACUCCACCACUCUUCUGCGGAGCCUCUCGCGGCUAAGUGCUACCCCUGAGGGCGUCCAGGUGCUGCCUGGGCACAGCUAUGAUGCCCCACCCCGCCGCAGCACCAUGGGCACCGUUCGCAGUGACUGCGGCAUGAUGCGCAGUGCGGUGGCAAAGUUCCCACCGGCAAGCCUGCCGCCCCUGCCGAGCCACCGCAUCCAAACUUCUAGCGAGGAGCUGUGA
Symbiodinium natans is the source of this 843-nucleotide messenger RNA. The record is from the annotation of a GenBank genome assembly. Lineage: Eukaryota; Dinophyceae; Suessiales; Symbiodiniaceae.